Tripterygium wilfordii is the source of this 2176-nucleotide messenger RNA. RefSeq lists its product as uncharacterized. Bases 348 to 1424 code for a protein of 358 amino acids. The record is from RefSeq and is a predicted model, not a curated record. The transcript has a single exon. Lineage: Eukaryota; Viridiplantae; Streptophyta; Magnoliopsida; Celastrales; Celastraceae.
GCUCCGUUCCAAUCACGUCAAAACUCGAACAUUCUUCUUCUUCUUCUUUCCAAAAUUCCCCUCUCAACACGUUUCGCAUUAGAUCCAACUUUUUACUCGUGAAUUGGCAUCCUCAUGGUCAUCGCUCUCGAUUUUUUUGCUGCUUCUAGCUGCUGGCGCGGUGCCCAUUUCGUGUCACUCAGGUUUCUCACACUAUCGGAUCUGAUUGUUUCAUUUCCAUGCCGUUAAAGCAUUGCUGCAUUUUGAAUUGAGUUUCAGUUAUAUUCAGAAUUCAUGGAUUGUGUGUUUCUUUUAUAGUCAGAUUGGAUUUAAAAUUGCCUUGCUCCAUUUGUGAGGAUUUUAUUGAAAUGGAGGUUUCAACUGGAACUUGUAGUAGAAUUAGAUUCGAUGAGUUACAUAAGGAUGGAUCUGAGGAGUUGCAAGCAUUCAGGCUAGAAUCGGCUGAAUUUGGGGAUGGGCAUAAUUAUGAGUUUCGUUCAAAGACAGCAUUAGAGGUUUUGAGGGAAACUGUUAGGAUUCUUCGAUAUAAUGCCGCGGGAUUCAUGCUGACUGCUGUGGUGCUCAUUUGCCCUGUAUCAGCAAUCUUCUUGUCAAAUUUGUUGGUGGAUCAGUCCAUUGUGAAGAAGCUGACUAUUAGGCUUAUGCUGGUUGCAAAGUCUAGUGGAUUCCCUAUGAAGCCUUUUAUCAAACAGUGUUGUCACCGGUUCUCUGAGAUGAUAGUCUCAUCAGCAAUAUGCUUCCCUUUCUUCAUCACAUUGUCAUUGCUAUCAAAAGCUGCGGUUGUUUACUCUGUGGAUUCUACUUAUUCAAAGAAACGAGUUGAUUUUUCAAAGCUCUAUGUGAUACUUCGCAAAAUUUGGAGGAGACUUGUUUUAACAUAUGUGUGGGUCUGCAUGGUGUCUGUAGGUUGCAUCACAUCAUUUUCCGUUCUUCUUGUUGUUGUAUGUAGUACAGUUUCUGUUAUUGGGUUUUCUCCCGAUUUACUUGUAUAUGUGGCAGUCAUGCUGGGACUUGUAUUUUCAGUUGUUCUAGCCAAUGCAAUUAUUAUCUGCAAUACUGCUAUUGUAAUCUCUGUACUGGAGGAUGUUUCUGGACCACAAGCAUUGCUCCGGGCUGGAAUUUUAAUCAAGGGUCAGACUCAGGUAGGCCUUCUGAUAUUUCUUGGAUCAACAAUUGGAAUGACAUUUGUGGAGGGGUUGUUUGAACAUAGGGUGAAGACACUGAGUUAUGGAGAUGGGUCUUCCAGGAUUUGGGAAGGGCCUCUUUUGGUGAUGAUGUACUCAUUUGUGGUGCUUAUCGAUUUAAUGAUGAGUGCAGUUUUCUACUUCAGUUGCAGAUCUUAUAGCAUGGAAGCCUCAGAUGAUGAAUGUCAUUCAAUUCUAGAAACCAUGGCCAUCUCUCCUGAAGCAAUAGCCAUUGAAUGACAAUGCCUUGUAGAUUGGUGUAUUCUCUGGCUAGUUUGCUAGACUUGAUGACUUGGAGAUGGGUGUUUCCAUUAAAACUUCAGAACAUUGUUGCCAACAGUAUACCUUUUUAGUGCAAGGAAAAGUUUACUGCUCUUUGGUAAAUGUUUGCCGAAAGUUAUGGCUGGUGAAAACAUCAUUUUGUUUGUUCAGUGCUAAAAAAUCAUUACAAGGACCGAGGAACAAAUGAAAGGUAUGUGAAGCUUUAUUAUGCAACAAGGACAAAGUAGCACAGCAGUCUUUGAAGAACUAAUUAAUGGCCGGUCCUUCCCCCUUGUGAUAUAUUACUAUCUCGCGCUUGGCGGAACGUCUUUGUUAUUCAUAUGAGGGAUGGUUUUGCUACUCUCUUGGAUUUCAGGCGGUCUGCAAGGGUGACACCCUCAAAACUUGCUUAGGGAAGUGACUACACACUUUUCGCAUCAUCUGACUGCAUCUAGUUUAUUGAUUCCAUAUUAGUCAUCAUCUCUGUUAUCAACAUCCCCCAAUUCAUCCAACUAGGAGCUUUAUGAUAGAAUUCGACAGGCCUUAUUUCAUCAUGAAUACUAUACAUCUCAUACUGAUUACAAGAUUUGCAGUAACAUGCCAUGUAGAUGUGUUACGGUGUGCUGCUUCUGCUUUUCUCAUUGUUUGAUAGGCCUCUUUUAAAUUGGUAGUUCUUAUGCCUGUCAGAUUACUAUAACUUGUAGCAACUUCAGUUUCUUUUUUCGCCUAAA